GGUUCCAAGUCCAUUCCACAUUAGGUUAAGGCGGUGAAUAGGUGCGGUGGCUUUGCUUUGGAAUCCAAAAGCCAGUGGAAAACAAUUGAUCGCAAAACACACACAUACAUCGGUGCGGUGAGAUGGAAGAAGAAGAAGCUGUUCCGGUUGAAGCAGAAGCAGAGAACUCCAGUGGCUCCGGUGCGGUGAGUCGGGCACGGAAGCUGCUGUUUCGGCGAAUGCUGGUGGGGAUCAAAGACGGAAGGUUCUUUCUGGGCUCCUUCUAUUGCAUCGACAAACAAGGCAACAUCAUUCUCCAAGACGCCAUCGAGUAUCGCAGCACGCGCCAAUCCUCGCCUUCUCCCAUGGAACAGAGGUGUCUCGGUCUUAUUCUCAUUCCCUCCUCUUGUCGCACCUCUUGUCACGUCGAUUCCUCUAUCCACGAACACUUCUCUCUCCUCUCGCUUCAUCCAGCACCACCGAGUUAGCUAGGGUCUCCUAUGUAUCGAUUGUGAGUGCCUCUUCAAUUGUUCAUGUUUCGUUAUUGAAACGAAAAAGAGUGUAUUCGUGCUACUAUGUUCAUGUUUUUGUAUAUUUUGAGAUGCUAAAUAUUCUAUCAGAUGUGAUGUGAGCGAGGAACAGGUGAAUUUCUUUUGUUAAAUUGCGGUUGUGGUAGUAGUUUGUAUUGCUUGAUAUUGCGGAAAACGUAGUUGAUGUAUACAUCUCAAACACAAUCAUGGUUACAUUGCAGAUGCAAUUACUUCAUAAAUCUUGAUACUGUAA
Messenger RNA from Vigna angularis (adzuki bean), 762 nucleotides. RefSeq lists its product as uncharacterized. Gene Ontology annotation, cellular component: NatC complex. NCBI's taxonomy places the organism in Eukaryota, Viridiplantae, Streptophyta, Magnoliopsida, Fabales, Fabaceae. The transcript has a single exon. The coding region runs from base 123 to 467 and encodes 114 amino acids. The record is from RefSeq and is a predicted model, not a curated record.